This is a messenger RNA of Stylonychia lemnae, 2532 nucleotides long. The record is from the annotation of a GenBank genome assembly. NCBI's taxonomy places the organism in Eukaryota, Ciliophora, Spirotrichea, Sporadotrichida, Oxytrichidae.
AUGGAUAAUUCAUAGUUGCAAUUAUUGAAAAGUGACUAUGAGUAUUUGUCUCCUCCGGUUUUAGUCCAAGAUGAGGAAGAUGACUCUCAUAGGCCGCUUAAUCAGCAUAGGAAUUAAAUCAGUGCAGUAAAUUAUUCACUCAAUAAGGGUAGCUACAAAAGCCCGAAUAUAUUGACUUAAAAUCAAGAUUACUUCAAAAUCAAUAGUGCUAUUCCUAGUUCUAGAACUGAUGAAGAGUCUACAAGAGAACUAACAAGAGUAAAUUUAGAUAAAAUAGGCAAAGAUAAUCUCAUCAAGAUUGCCCAGCUUAGAAAACGAUUCGAUGGAUGUCAAGAUGCAAUUUUAGGUACUCUCAAUUCUAUUAAUAAUUCAUCUAAUUUACUAGAAUAUCAGAAAAAAAUGGCAGAGAAUUAGGUUAGGGUAGACAAAGCUAUUGAAACUUAUAAUGCUAUCUUAUAGUAGAAAGAAGUUUAUAAAUCAAAACUUUAUGAAAUAAAAAAAGAAAACUUAAAGGUUGUGAGAAAAACUGAAAAUGUAAAUGAGGAAAUUAAAGAAUUAGAAGAGGCUUUAAAGAGUGGUCUAGAAGUUGCGAAAAAUGGAAUGGGAGGCUAUGGCGGCUAUGGAUUGUAAAGAAACAAUAAAUAUGGCAACAUAGAUGAAGCAACCAGAUUAGAAAGAGAAAAAAUGAAAAAAAAUCUUUACGUUGGAGUUGAUUAUAUUGGAGACGAGGACAUUAGACUGAAUAGUGAUGUAAAACAUAAAUCUAAAUGGGAGAUUAUCAAAGAAAAAAUGAGUAGAUUUAUUGAAAGAAUAUCUCCUCUAAGAGCUGACAUACACUAUAUUGAGGCAAGAUAUGAUAAAUCAAUCACUAACUUUUUUGUGUUUUUUAAGUUCAUCUAUUACAUGAGCAUCUUAUCCUUCCUGAUAUUCAUUUAUCUUUGCUCUAAUCAUGCAAGAGUUUAUCUCUUUCAGAAAUCAAAUUUAACUUAAGUAUGUGAUCAAUUUUAUCCAUGCUCCUUAUUCUAUGCAAGAUUCUAAUCAAGUCAAAAACUUCAAUAUGCUAUGACAUUGUUUAUCUUUAUAGUAGUUGGAUACGCAGGUUGUAUCUAUUAAUGGAUUUAAUUUGACAAAAAAUCUAAGCAUUAUGAUCUGUUCUUAAAGGAUAACAUUAUUUAUGGCAGAGCUUUGCUGAACUGCUGGGAUUGGAGAAUGUGUGAUUAAUAAAGCGUGGAAACCUAAAAGAGUCAAAUAUUUAAUGAAAUAAAGCUUAAACUGAGAGAAGAUCGCAUUAGAGAGGAGAUUAAACAUAGAACUGACGAAGAAAAAUGUAGACUAGUUAUUAAAAGAGUAAUCACAAUGAUUCUAAGUUUUAUUGUAUUGGUUAUUGGAUGGGGGAUUAUCAUUCUUCUAUCUAUCUACGAAAAUGACAUGCAAGACUAUGUAUCUUAAUAUAAUAAAUUCCUUGGAACAUGGACUCCAACUGCACUAGUAACUGUGGUCAAUUUUAUAGUUCCUAAGAUUCUGGGUAUCAUUACUGAUUUUGAGGAAUGGGAGUUUGCCUCAACCUAAAUGAGACAUGAAGUAUGGAGAUCAUAUUUAGCCGGUAUCUUGAACAAUUUGAUAUUUGCCGUCAUUUAUUCAGAGGUUUUUAUUGACAAACCAUUUUUAAGAGAUACAUUCAUUGCAGAUUUUUAAUAAGCAAACAAAGGUAGUCUUAGAUUUCCUUGCAGAGAGGAUAUGAUAGCAGUAUAAUACAUCAAGCUUGUAAGGAACUUUUUUAAAGUUUAAUUACUAUAGUUACUAUCAGAAACUAUUAUAAGAUACUUGUAUUACGGAUAUUGGAUAGCUCAUCAUAAAGUUGUUUCUCUAUUUAAAGGAGAUGAUUGGAAAAAGCCAUUUGAAACUGCAGAUGUACUUAUAAUUCAUUUAUAUUAGCAAUAUUUUUAGGAAUUGGUGUGGCUUUUGAGUUAUCAACAGAUUAUUUGGUUUAACUUUAUUUUUUCUCCAUUCACAGCUGUAAUAGCACCUUUUCUUCUUUACUUGCAUUUCAAAUUUGUUUACCUUAGACUGACUAAGAUGAAAAUCUAACCAGAAGGCUCUUCAAAUGAUGAUAAAAUAGGUUACUUCAUAAUGGUGUUCAUGAAUAUAACAUUCCUGUGUAUAGUUGUACUUAUUGGAUUUAUGCUAUUUUAUCCCGCGCCCCAUUACUAUAAUCUAAAAAAACCUAAGGAAUUUUGUGGAGCUUUCGGUUCAGGUGAAUAUUGGUAUGAAAUCAUUGAAGAUGCUAUAACUAAGGGAACUAUUGGUGAGGUAUUAUUUGCCUACAUCAUUUCUAAUAAUAUCUUGUUAAGUUUUCUAUGUAUUAUUCUUAGUGCGCUUGCCUCAGUUUAUUGGAAAAAUAUAAUGAUGCUUUUGAAAUACAUUGAUGUUAAAACUAAGGAAGUUGAGUAUAACAUUGAUGAUUUGUAAUAUAAACUAAGGAGUCUUUAACAAAAGGAUAAAUUUUUCAGAGAUAAUAGAAAAAUUGAGUGA